This is a messenger RNA of Dipodomys ordii (Ord's kangaroo rat), 3211 nucleotides long. It is a transcript of the gene Aars2, whose product is annotated as alanyl-tRNA synthetase 2, mitochondrial. Gene Ontology annotation, molecular function: amino acid binding; nucleic acid binding; ATP binding. Gene Ontology annotation, biological process: alanyl-tRNA aminoacylation; tRNA modification. Bases 1 to 2961 code for a protein of 986 amino acids. The transcript is spliced from 22 exons. The record is from RefSeq and is a predicted model, not a curated record. Gene Ontology annotation, cellular component: mitochondrion; cytoplasm. Lineage: Eukaryota; Metazoa; Chordata; Mammalia; Rodentia; Heteromyidae.
AUGGCGGCAUCGGUGGCAGCUGUAGCCGGGCGUCUGCGGCGGGCCAUUCGAAGGUCGUCCUCAUGGCAAGGUCCCAGCCCUCGACCGCUCUCAGCCGAACCCCCGCCAGCCCAAGGAUCGGCCGUGCGGGACACCUUCCUGAGCUUCUUUCGGGAUCGCCAUGGCCAUCGGCUGGUGCCUUCGGCGUCAGUGCGGCCUAGGGGCGACCCCAGUCUGCUGUUCGUUAACGCCGGCAUGAAUCAGUUCAAGCCCAUCUUCCUGGGCACCGUGGAUCCUCGCAGUGAAAUGGCAGGCUUCCGACGCGUGGCCAACAGCCAGAAGUGUGUGCGGGCUGGAGGACGCCACAACGACCUGGAGGAUGUGGGCCGAGACCUCUCCCAUCAUACCUUCUUUGAGAUGCUUGGCAACUGGGCUUUUAGGGGUGAAUAUUUUAAGGAGGAAGCUUGCAGCAUGGCCUGGGAACUGCUGACUGAGGUCUAUGGCAUCCCUAAGGAUAGACUCUGGGUCUCCUACUUUGGUGGUGACCCCAAAGCUGGGCUGGACCCAGACCUGGAGAGCAGGGACAUCUGGCUCAGCUUAGGGGUGCCCACCAGCCGUGUGCUUUCCUUCGGACCCCAAGAGAACUUCUGGGAGAUGGGCGACACUGGCCCCUGUGGGCCCUGUACGGAGAUCCACUAUGACCUGGCUGGAGGGGACGGAGCCCCACAGCUGGUGGAGCUUUGGAAUCUGGUCUUCAUGCAGCACAACAGAGAGGCCGAUGGAAGCCUGCAGCCCCUGCCCCAUCGGCACGUGGACACAGGAAUGGGCCUGGAGAGGCUGGUGGCUGUGCUGCAAGGCAAGAGAUCCACCUACGACACCGACCUCUUCUCCCCGCUGCUCAGUGCCAUACACCAGGGCUGCGGGGCACCCCCUUACUCAGGCCGAGUCGGGGAGGCAGAUGAGGGGCGCAUCGACACGGCGUACCGCGUGGUGGCGGAUCACAUGCGCACCAUCAGCGUGUGCAUUGCUGACGGCGUCUCUCCGGGGAUGUCGGGAGCCCCGUUGGUUCUUCGCCGGAUUCUCCGCCGCGCCGUGCGGUUCUCCACGGAGGUGCUGCGGGCACCCCCUGGCUUCUUAGGCAGCCUGGUGCCUGUGGUGGUGGAGACGCUGGGAGCCGCUUACCCCGAACUGCAGGAGAAUUCAGCCCAGAUAGCCAGCCUGGUGUCAGAGGACGAGGCGGCCUUUCUGGCCUCCCUGCAGCGGGGCCGCAGGAUCAUCGACCGCACCUUGAAGCACCUGGGGCCUUUGGAUCUGUUCCCUGCCGAAGUGGCCUGGUCCUUGUCACUGUCCGGAAAUCUGGGGCUCCCCCUGGACCUGGUAGAGCUGAUGCUGGAAGAGAAGGGGGUACAGCUGGACUCCGCUGGCCUGGAAAGGCUGGCCCAGGAGGAGGCCCAGCACCGGGCCCAACAAGCUGAGCCAGCUCAGGAGCAGAGAUUGCACCUUGACGUCCAUGCACUGGGGGAGCUACAGCGUCAGGGGGUGCCCCCAACAGAUGACAGCCCCAAGUACCGCUACACCCUGCAGCCCGGUGGAGGUUAUGAGUUUGACCCCUGUGAGGCCCAGGUUCUACAGCUGUACACGGAGAACGGGACAGCGGUGGCCUCUGUGGGGGCAGGCCAGCGCUGUGGCCUCCUCCUGGACAGGACCAACUUCUACGCUGAACAGGGGGGUCAGGCUUCAGACCGGGGCUACCUGGUCCCGGCAGGGCAGCCGGAUGUGUUAUUUCCUGUAUCCCGGGCCCACAUUUGUGGGGGCUUCAUCCUGCAUGAGGUGGUGGCCCCGGCGUGUCUGCAGGUGGGGGACCAAGUACAGCUACACGUGGACGAGGCCUGGCGACUGGGAUGCAUGGAGAAGCACACGGCCACUCACCUGCUGAACUGGGCGCUGCGGCAGACGCUGGGCCCCGGCACAGAGCCUCGGGGCUCCCAUCUCAACCCCGAGCGGCUGCGCUUUGACCUGGCCACCCAGACAGCACUGACCCCCGAGCAGCUCUGGAAAGUGGAGGGCGCCGUGCAGGAGGCCGUGGGGCGGGAUGAAGCUGUGUACAUGGAGGAGGUGCCCCUGGCGCUCACCGCUCACAUCCCUGGUCUGCGCUCUCUGGACGAGGCGUACCCGGACCCCGUGCGGGUGGUGUCGGUGGGUGUGCCCGUGGCCCAGGCAUUGGAGCCAGCUUCCCAGGCUGCCCUGCACACCUCCAUGGAGCUCUGCUGUGGCACGCACCUGCUGCGCACAGGGGCGGUGAGGGACCUGGUCAUUAUCGGGGAGCGCCAGCUUGCCAAGGGGACCACCCGCCUUCUGGCUGUCACUGGGGAGCAGGCCCAGCAGGCCCGGGACGUGGGCCAGGCUCUGGCCCACGAGGUGGAAGCAGCUUCAGAGAGGCUGAGUCGAGGCACCCGUGACCUGACCGAGGCUCAGCGACUGUCCAAGGACAUGGGGCGACUCACAGAAGCCGUGGACACCGCGGUGAUGCCCCAGUGGCAGCGGCGGGAGCUGCAGGCCACGCUGAAGGCCCUGCAGCGCCGUGCCAACACAGCCGUCCGGAAGCUGGAGAUGGGCCAGGCUGCAGAGAAGUCCCAGGAGCUGCUGAAGCGGCACACGAAGGGGCGUCUGAUCGUGGACACCGUCUCUGCGGAGUCCCUCUCUGUGCUGGUGAAGGUGGUGCGGCAGCUGUGUGCGCAGGCCCCCGGCACGUCCGUGCUCCUGCUCAGCCCCCAGGGCUCGGGCAGUGUGCUCUGUGCCUGCCAGGUGGCCCAGGGUACUACACCUGCCUUCACAGCAGCAGCCUGGGCCCUGGCCGUGUGCAACCACAUGGGGGGGAAGUCCUGGGGCUCUCGACUGGUGGCCCAGGGCACCGGAAGCACUGCUGACCUGGAAGCCGCCCUCAGCACCGCCCGAGCCUAUGCCCUCAACCAGAUUCACUGAGCAACCUACCAGCACACAGGAACUAAAGACAAGCACCUGGCACCCGGCCGGAGCUGGCACAGCCUCCCCAGAGGCUGAAACAGAAGACAAGAGGCUGGAGGACCAGCAGCUGAGCCAAAGGAGGCCACCUGGGCCUCAUGGUACAAAGAGACAGGGACACAAGGAAGUGAGCCGAGAUGCACGACCCCCACCCAAUGUGAACUCCUGGCCACCGAGCUGAGACCGCUCAUUAAAAGCAUCUCACACAGGG